CGUUACGUCGCUAGUCUCUCUCCAGGCGCUCGGUCAAUGGCUUUGCGGGUCAUGGAGGAGGAAGGUAAAUAAAGAAGGGGCGCCGAGAGCACGCAGCAGCAGUCGUUGCCGGACGGUUGCUGGAGGAUUUUCCUCUUUUAUCGGCGUGUAAGCAAGAGACGGACAGGACGUGGAGCGACAUCCCGCAGCGGAGCUACUUUCGUUGGGCUUCAUCCGGAGCUGUCGGCGCUUUUAGGGGAUUUGGCUAGCGUUGCCUCAUCCUUGUGUUGCCAUGGCGAUGCGGGAGCUGGUGGAGGCAGAAUGCGGGGGAGCCAAUCCCCUCAUGAAGUUGACCGGUCACAUGACCAAGGAAGAAGGGGCAUGGCGGCACCGCUCGACACCCACAAUUGCCCCCACUCCUAUUGAGAUUGCAACAGAGGAAGAGCUUGUGAAUGAGUUCCUGCAGGCUCCCCCUCGACCCGCACACACAUUUGACAUGGGUCAGCUCUUAGAGGAAAUGCAGCAGAUUGACCAGCAGAGCUACAGACAAGCUCCACAGAGAGCACCAGAUGUGGCAGCGUUGGCCCUCUCAGGCGACUGGGCUGCAGAGUUCGUCUCCGGCUCGGACUCUGCUGCCACAAAUGCUCUUGGUGAAGCAGCAGAUGCUGAUUGGACGAGAGAAUUUAUCGCUGAGGCUGCAGAUCCCGGGCGCUGGGCGGAGGAGUAUCUGGAGCAGUCUGAGGAGAAGCUGUGGCUCGGAGACCUUGGGGACAAGGAGACUGAAUGGACGAAGGAGUAUCAAGCUGGAGACGAGCUGAGGCAGACAGCCAAUGAGCUUGUUUCUAAGGUCGAUGACCCCAAGUUGCAAAAUACAGAGUUCCUGCGAUUCAUUAGGCAGAUUGGCGAGGGAAGUGUGACAGUGGAGAGCAGAACAGACAAACAGCUCACAGAUAAAGUUCAGGCCGAGGAGGCUCAGAACUGGGCCUCCAACCUCAACCAGUUCCUGGCGGAGACGGGGGGAGGGAGUCUUCCCUUGGAACCUGCAGAGACGAAUCAAAGGAUUGACAAAGUUAAAGCUAAACAAGCAGAGCAGUGGGCCAAAGUCGUCAGGCAGGUGUCAGAGGAGUCGGCUGAAGCCUGGGUGGACGAGUUCACCGCGUCGGGACCAGACUUCCAGCAAGCCAAAGCUGCAGUGGAGAGUGACGUUGAUUUCUGGGAGAAGCUGCAGCAGGAGUGGGAGGAGAUGGCAAAGAGAGAUGCAGAAAGCCAUCCCUGGUUGUCCGACUACGACCAGCUGCUCAGCUCUUCUUACGACAAGGGGUAUCAAUUUGAGGAGGACAACCCCUGCUUGUCCCACCCAGACCCUUUCUCAGAAGGACUGAAGAGGAUGGAGGCGGGCGACAUCCCUGGAGCUGUGCGCUUCUUUGAAAGCGCCGUCCAGAAGGAACCAGACAACCAGCUGGCUUGGCAAUACCUGGGAACCUGCCAGGCAGAGAACGAGCAGGAAUUUGCUGCCAUCAGCGCCCUCCGCAGAUGUAUAGAGCUGAAAAAGGACAACCUGACUGCGCUGAUGGCGCUGGCUGUCAGUUUCACUAACGAGUCGCUGCACAGGCAGGCCUGUGAGACGUUACGCGACUGGCUGAAGCACAAUCCAAAAUACCAGUCUGUGUGGGAGCAGUCCGAGCAGGACCGUCAAAGAGACGGCGGUCAGGAAAGAGAAAAGGAGAAGGAGCGGUUCGGAUCGUUGUUGCCAGAAUCGUUGUUCACCGAUGUCCAGAAUCUGUUCCUACGUGCAGCCAACUCUGACCCUUCCCAGGUGGACCCCCAGCUGCAGUGCGGUCUGGGAGUUUUGUUCAACCUGAGCGGAGAGUACGACAAGGCGGUGGACUGCUUCGGUGCUGCCCUUUCCGUUACUCCACAGGAUUAUCUGUUGUGGAACAAGCUGGGCGCCACGCUGGCCAAUGGGAGCCGCUCAGAAGAGGCAGUGGCCGCCUACAGGAGAGCUCUGGAACUGCAGCCAGGUUUUGUCCGCAGUCGCUACAACUUGGGAAUCAGCUGCGUAAACUUGGGGGCGCACAGAGAGGCUGUGGAGCACUUCCUGGAAGCGCUGUCUCUCCAGCGGCAGGCUGCAGGAGACGGAGCGAGAGCUGCGAGGGGACCCGGAGGCGCAGCAGCCACGGUGAUGUCCGACAACAUCUGGUCCACGCUACGGAUGGCUCUCAGCAUGAUGGGAGAAAGCUCUUUGUACGCUGCGGCUGACCGCAGAGACUUGGACACGUUGCUGGCUCAUUUCAGCCAGAGAGAAGUGGAGGGUGGAAGUGAAUGAGGACUAGCGUUGAUCGAGUGUGAAUGUGCUCGGAAUGGAGGUCGAUGUUUGGGGGGAAUCGGAGCAGUUAAUAGUCGGAUAUAAAUGGCAGACGCGGACACUGUGACGUCGGAGAUGCUAGAUGUUCAUGUGUGUUUUAAACGAGUACUAUAAUGCAGUAUCACUCUCCAGCUGGAGAAAAGCAACCAGCAGUUGUUCAGUCAAGCUGCUGCUGGGUUUCAGAUAUUUUGCUAGUCCUCAUAUUGUUGUUCUAGCAAAUGAGUUUAAAAGGUUCCCUUUUAUUUACUUGAAGUUUUGAUGAAUAAAGUAAACAACAAGCAUGUUGAUGAUUUGCAUCUUCUGUAGCGAGUAAUGUUAGGUUGGUUUGUGUCAUGACACUCAGUACUCUCCCAGUCUUCAUUACCUACAAGUACUUUUUAGGAUUUAGGUGACUAAAGGUACAGUGCUGCUGUAAUAAUACCACGAGUUCUGCUUUUCACCCAGAAGAGCUCUGAAGACAGAAAGUUGAUGCAGUUCAGGAGAAGAAACACAAGUCCAAAAGUGCUGCAGCUUUGUUUUUAUAUCAUGUACAUUCUUAGUGACCAUUGAUCUGCCAGGACAGUGAACUGGCAACCAGCGGGACUGUUAUUGCUAUGAUCAAGUGUGUGCGUCUCUUCAUUGUGAUUAACUGGGUAACAUUUAAAACACGUCAUGAGAGUGAUUGUUAUGGCUCCCCUCUGUUUUGCUCUUUUUUUGUAAUGCUCUUAAACUAAUUUUGCUUCAUUGUAAAAUACUCCUGUAUGCCAUACUGUGUAUUGUAACAUAAUUGAUGCACUAUGAUUGUUUUCAGGCUACUUGAAGCCUGAUUGCAAUCUUUAAUAUAAUAUCCAGCAAUAAAGCUUUGAUUCCAAACAUGA
Messenger RNA from Xiphophorus hellerii (green swordtail), 3201 nucleotides. RefSeq names its product peroxisomal biogenesis factor 5 (gene pex5). The record is from RefSeq and is a predicted model, not a curated record. The coding region runs from base 272 to 2305 and encodes 677 amino acids. Gene Ontology annotation, cellular component: peroxisomal membrane; cytosol. Gene Ontology annotation, molecular function: protein binding. The transcript has 17 exons. NCBI's taxonomy places the organism in Eukaryota, Metazoa, Chordata, Actinopteri, Cyprinodontiformes, Poeciliidae. Gene Ontology annotation, biological process: protein import into peroxisome matrix, docking.